Molecule: messenger RNA, 4963 nt
Organism: Notolabrus celidotus (New Zealand spotty)
Lineage: Eukaryota; Metazoa; Chordata; Actinopteri; Labriformes; Labridae
Product: abl interactor 2-like
Exons: 12
Coding region: 62-1888 (608 amino acids)
Cellular component (GO): lamellipodium
Molecular function (GO): SH3 domain binding
Source: RefSeq, a predicted model, not a curated record
CCGUGAAGGUAUCGGAAUGCAUCCAGUCAGCGCGCGCCGUCAGUUGUAAAAUCAUGUAAAGAUGGCGGAGCUACAAAUGCUGCUGGAGGAGGAGAUUCCUGCGGGACGGAGGUCUUUACUGGACAGUUUCACCAACCUGGAGAGAGUAGCGGAGUACUGCGAGAGCAACUAUGUCCAGUCAGCAGACAAAGAGCAAGCGCUGGAGGAGACCAAGAGCUACACCACCCAGUCUCUGGCCAGCGUGGCCUACCUCAUCAACACGCUCGCCAACAACGUGCUGCAGAUGCUCGACAUCCAGGCCUCGCAGCUCCGUCGCAUGGAGAGCUCCGUCAACCACAUCUCACAGACGGUGGACAUCCACAAAGAGAAGGUGGCGAGGAGAGAGAUUGGCAUCCUCACCACCAACAAGAACACGACACGCUCUCAUAAGAUCGUAGCCCCGUCCAAUCCGGAGAGACCAGUCCGCUACAUCAGGAAACCCAUCGACUACGGCGUGCUGGACGACAUCGGACAUGGAGUCAAGUGGUUGUUGAGGUUCAAGGUGAACGGGCAGCAGAGCAUGAAGCUCGGAGGAAGUCUCUCCAGGUCCAACCCCCCCACACAGAAACCACCAAGCCCUCCGAGGGCCGGCAAGGGCAUCUUAGGGAAGAACUCCCCCUACAGGACACUGGAGCCGGUGCGCCCUCCAGUGGUGCCUAAUGACUACGUCUCCAGCCCCACCCGAAACAACACGGCUGUAGGACAGCUUCCCAGUCCGGUCCGUACUGCCACCUUAAACCACCGACCCAGAACUUACAGUGGUAGCAGUGGGGGCAGUCACCCCAGCAGCAGCAGUCGAAGCAGCAGCAGAGAGAACAGCGGCAGCGGCUGUGUGGGCAUUCCCAUGGCUGUGCCAACACCCUCACCGCCCUCCACCUUCCCAGUUUCCCCAACUACUGGACCUGCAAGCUCCUCCUCCACAGCUCCUAACUCCUCCCCCUCCCCUUCACCGACCCCUUCCUCCUUCUCCUCCUCCUCCUCCACUACCACCCUGACACACCCAAAUGCCCCUCUGCCUCCAAGCUCCCCCUCACAGCACACUGACUCCUCCCGUCCACCCAACUCACAACCACCAACAAAUGCAUCCGCCGACGCCUCCCUGCCUUCUAACCCUGUCCCCAGCACGGCCGAGGUCCAAUCGGGUGCUUUGCCUGCAGAACUAUCUCCCCUCCUUCCUCCUGCCCCUCCUUCUCCACUGUCCUCCUCCUCCUCCUCACCACCACCUGCUGAAGGUCCCAUUGUCCCUCAGUUCUUCAGUAUGAACAGGCCUCAGCCCCGACAGCAGACUCCUCAGGUGGGCGGGUCCCUGCCGUACCGUCGACCCCCCUCUGUGACCGGCCAGCCAGUCCCAGCAGAGGACCAAGUCAACGGAGGUCCGUACUACAACCAGAGCCCAGCAUCCCCUCCGCCCCCCUCUAUCCUACAGUUCACUCCUCAGCUCCCUCUGAUGGGAUUCGUUGCUCGAGUUCAAGAGUCCAUCUCAGACUCCUCUCCUCCUUUUACUCUUCCUCAAUCUGCUCCUGCUGAGAGCCAAUCAGCGCCCGAGGAGACCCCGACCACUCCUCAGCCUCCGGAGGACGGACACGAGGAGGAGGACUCGGCUGUGGUGGAGUACAACGACCCGUAUGCUGAAGAAGACCCUCCAUGGGCGCCCAGGAGCUACCUGGAGAAAGUGGUGGCCAUCUAUGACUACACAGCCGACAAAGAGGACGAGCUGUCCUUCCAGGAAGGAUCGAUCAUCUAUGUCAUCAAGAAGAACGAGGACGGCUGGUAUGAAGGAGUGAUGAACUCCACCACCGGCCUCUUCCCCGGGAACUACGUGGAGUCCAUCAUGCACUACGCAGACUAAGCAUCGUCUUUGUGUCUGACACGUCGUCUCUCCUGCGGUUCAGGUUCAGAUCUGAACCUGGAGGGGAACAUCUACGAGGCUCUGUUUUUAUUUAGGUUUACACUAACAGAUCACGAGCAGGUCAGAGGAAAGAAAUCACUGAUGUUAAAGACUGUGUUCUGCUCUCUGAGCUGUUUAUCCAGAAGGCCUUGCUUCUUUUCACCAAACACUGCAGAUAAAGCACAGAGUGGCAUCUCAAAGGUGCCACACACACCUGAACCAGACAAACGUGUGCACUUUACAUUCCUCUUUUUCUGUAUCACAGUAACUUUAUUUCCGUGUCUUCAGAAACGACUUUACCUUUUUGAAUUCACAGAAUAUUUCCCCCUGACUCGUCUGAUUUCAGUCGUGACCGAGUUAGUAAAAUGUGAACACACAGAUUACGUUUGAUGACAUCACAAUGCAUUUAGUGUUGAUACCAUUUACUCCGUUUUUCUGCAGACCGUUCGUUCUUCUGGAGUGCAUUUCCGUUGCUGGAUCUAUUUUUGACGUUUGCACUGUUCCUGAAUCUGCAGCAUUGGAAUGAUUUGACCUGCUGCAGCCAAAGUCUCCCUCUGAUUUGAUCUUUGUCCUCUUUCUGGACUCCAAACAGAUAAGCUGUUUCCCCUGAAGUUAUGACUUGAGAUUAUCUAGCAGUAAAAAGAAAGGAAGCUAUACAAAAAGGCGCUUUGACAAUAAAAGCUAAAUACAGAGAUUCUUUUUAAGCCUGUCUUUGUUUUCAGCUCCUCCUUAACCUCUCCGCCUGAACUCUAACAAACUACAACUAAACUUUAUUCAUUUUUAGUCAAUUGAGAAACUAAACCAACAGAUGAUAACAUGAGAUCAAAUAUUUAAUCUUUAUUCACCUGUCUCCUUCCUGAAUCCUCAUCUCUGUGACCUUUGCCUUAAACAUGUGUAUUAUUUUCUUGAGAGCCUUAUUUUUGUUUAUCUGCUAAGGAAGUAAUAAGAAACGUUAAGAGGAAUGAUAGAGACACUAACAGUCAGAAAAGAUUUAGGCAAUAACACUUAAACACAGCGAAGGUUUGUGUUCACAUGUGAAGUUAAAGACGUCUCACAUUCUCAAUCAUUUGAGCCUCUGUGUGUUUUUAAAGAUUGAAAGCACAAGUUAUUGAAGCGUGAAAAGGACUGAAAAUCUUGAACACACCCUCGAAGUUUGGCUUCACCUUUGGGGAGCUGUCAUGUUGCUUGUCUCGGUCUGUGGUGGGUCCUCUGUUUUUUGUCUUCAUGCACACAGCUGACAAAUCUCUUCCCACAUUAUCGCAUUGAUCCACACGCUUUCUUUGCGAACCAACAUGUGCAGCAAUGCUUCAAUAAAAGCAGAGAAGAAGAACGAAGCAAAACAAAAAUCUGAACAGUUUUAUGUGGAAGGAAAUAUUUCUAAUAUUUGUUAGAAAUUAAAAAAUCUUCUGGUGAGGUGCAGAAGGUGCAGUUCACAAAGUUUGCUGCUCUAUUGAUGUUGAGGCACAAACACGGCCACACAGUUCUGCACCUUGCUGUUUUGUGUCUGAUUGUGGAGAUGAGCUGUCGGCAUCACCUCUCGCUGCUGCACAGAGCUGUGCUGCUCUCUCUCUUGCUCAGACCCGUCCACACGUUGAUAAGCUGAACGAGGAGGGGACACUUCCCACAGUUUAUUGAUUACAGACGCUACGUGAUGCACAUCUCACUUUUUAAAGAGUGUCUGUAAUGGCGUAAUGAGCUGUUGACAGCCCCGAUGUUUAUGAAACAUUAUCUUUAUUAAGAGCAUCACUUCCUCCAGCUUCAACAUGAAUCCACAGGAAGUAGUCCUCCGUCUGCUCUCGGAGCCCGUGUUAGUCAUUGUUGAAGUGGACCUGACCGAGCCGCCUUCAAGAGAGUUUGGACCUGUUGCCAGUGUUAAAGUUUACAGUGUGUUUGCUGCAUGCCUGACAUAUAACUGACAUUUUGAUUAUUCACAGUGGUUUUUUAUAUCUGUUUGAUUGUUUUUAUAGUUUCACCAUCACGAGCGCUGACUCUCUCUGAUCAGAUCAAACUUGUGGUGUUUCUCUUUGGGUGGAUUCUUGUGCCAUAUACGGAUGUGUCGUGGUGUGAAUGCAGGUGUGUGUUGAAGAGUGUGUACGGUGUGUGUGUGUGUGUGUGUGUGUGUGUGUGUGUGUGUGUGUGUCUGUGUCUGUGUCUGUGUCUGUGUGUGUGAGUUAACUAUGAACCAAACUUUCUUUAUUGACUCCUGUUGUGACUAUGGACCUGAAAAUAGUUUUCUUAUUGUACGGUGUUUAAAGGCGUUUUAACACAAAAACCAGACUGUGAUGAAUUCAUGAGGUUUAGAGAGAGAGCUGAGAAUAACAGCCUGAGCCUCAGGGACAUACACAAGAACUGAACACCGGAGCCUCUACGUUUUUCUUUGGCUCCACCCUGAAGUUCAGUUUUGCGACUUUGACUCUCAGCUGAUUGAUGGAUAGCAAUAGAACCUGGGUCACAGACGUUCUUGUUUCCCUCAGGAUUACCUGUGAUAACUCUGGUGACCUUCUAGCGCCAUCUUCAGGUCAAAAUGUUGCCACACUCUGGUUUUUGUUUUGCCUGCAGUUUCCCUUUAAACCACCCGACCUGAAUAAUGAAGUGAAGACUUUACAGACGAAUCUCUCGGACUGAUUUUACCAGAAAUCUGCUCCCUGUUUCCCCCUGCUAACAUUUGACUCCAGACUCCAUAUUUUCAAGUUUUAACAUCAGACAAAUGUAUAAAAUGUUUGAUUUUGAUUCUUUGUGGGGAAAAUAUGAAACAAAGACUUCAGCACAGAGUAUUUGGCUUUCUUGGUGAAUUUUUUUCACACUUACAGGUUUCUCCAUCUCAUUUUUGCAUGACUUAAUUUUUCCAACCUAAGUGAAAUCAACACAUUGAAGUCUGUCAGAUGUCAGAUUCUUCUUCUGGUUCUUUGGUUUCUCUCAGUCUGCAGAUCUGUCCUGGUAGAACGUGACGUCUGGAGACAAAGUGACUGAAAGUAUAUCCCUCUGUUUUUGUAAGAAAUCAAAAAGUGAAAGGUACUGAGUAAAUGUUUAAAGGUC